CAAGUGUUCGGAAAAGGUGUUCCGCGCCGCGUUUCUCUCUGUCAUGUGAAAUAUGGGGACAAAUUACGUCUCAUACCAGCGCAGGGAGUUCGAAACUGAGGAGACUGUCGUGCUCUUGGAGAUCGGGAAGCGUCCCGCACUGCCGUCGCUGCCACCCUCUUACCAGUACUUCCUGGCCGGGCCGCCGGCUUGUCUGCCGCCGCCCUACAUCUAUCCAGCGCCCGCGAGCAGCCUCCUGGCGCCGGACAAGCUGCCCGAGGCCAGCCUGCCCAGCGAUUGGAAGGAGAGAGCACAGCAAGUGGAGAGAGAGUACAAGAAGUCAGCCUGUGACCGCGAGCGCACGAGGAUGAGAGACAUGAACAACGCCUACGAUCUGCUGCGCAGCAAGCUGCCCGUGCCCAAGCCCUCGGGUAAGAAGUACUCCAAGAUCGAGUGUCUCAAGCUCGCCAUCAGCUACAUCCAGUAUCUGCAGAGCGUGCUGGAGAUGCCCGAGAGCCCGCCAUUCUCGCCACCCGUGCACCCCGCCGGCGCCCAGAGCUACUACCCGCUGACGCCCCAGGCGCCCGAGCUGCUCGCCCCGGCGCCCGUCCUGCUGCCGCCCACAAAUCCCACCGAGGUGCCCAGUGUGUGGCAAGUCAGCCCCGGCGGCAUGAAUUUGUAUUAUCACCCAUAAUUGGCGCUAAUUAGUGAAUUUUGGCAUUGCUCAGCGGUGUGACACAAGUGUGGCAGUGAAACCAGAAUAUAUGUGGAUGAAAUAUAAUAAUAUGCAAUUUUA
This is a messenger RNA of Phlebotomus argentipes, 775 nucleotides long. It is a transcript of the gene sage, whose product is annotated as helix-loop-helix protein 4. Gene Ontology annotation, molecular function: RNA polymerase II cis-regulatory region sequence-specific DNA binding; protein dimerization activity; DNA-binding transcription factor activity, RNA polymerase II-specific. Gene Ontology annotation, cellular component: nucleus. NCBI's taxonomy places the organism in Eukaryota, Metazoa, Arthropoda, Insecta, Diptera, Psychodidae. The coding region runs from base 53 to 673 and encodes 206 amino acids. The transcript has 3 exons. Gene Ontology annotation, biological process: regulation of transcription by RNA polymerase II; mesoderm formation. The record is from RefSeq and is a predicted model, not a curated record.